AUGCACUCACCGGAGAAUACAGGGAGAAGCAGUGAUGGCCGCAGGCGAGGCUCCAAGCCUGGCCGCUCUGCUCCUCCUCUCCUCCUUGGCUUGGAGCUGGACAUUGGCAGGAUGGGGGUGGGGGGCAGUUGGCCAGGGGCAUCUAAGGAGCAGAGUGAGCAUGGAGGGGCCCCGGUCUGCUCUUCUGUGUGGGCGGCUCGGGUGGGCUUAAUGAGCUGCUCCAUGACCCCUGUCACCCCGCUGGACCGCCUUGGGGAGAAGGCCUGGGACAAACAGGAAGACAGGGUGACAACAAGCUUGUGCGACAUCUCAGGACGAGCACGCGACGGUCAGGAGCCUUGUGCACGCGGCCUGUGUGCGGCCUCGGGCUGGGGGCCAGUCCUGUUUCUGGUCCUGGCAUCUUGA
Messenger RNA from Knipowitschia caucasica, 405 nucleotides. The record is from the annotation of a GenBank genome assembly. NCBI's taxonomy places the organism in Eukaryota, Metazoa, Chordata, Actinopteri, Gobiiformes, Gobiidae.